This is a messenger RNA of Salvelinus namaycush (lake trout), 5997 nucleotides long. RefSeq names its product signal transducer and activator of transcription 5B-like. Gene Ontology annotation, biological process: response to peptide hormone; growth hormone receptor signaling pathway via JAK-STAT; regulation of cell population proliferation. Bases 243 to 2597 code for a protein of 784 amino acids. Gene Ontology annotation, molecular function: DNA-binding transcription factor activity, RNA polymerase II-specific; RNA polymerase II cis-regulatory region sequence-specific DNA binding. The transcript has 20 exons. Lineage: Eukaryota; Metazoa; Chordata; Actinopteri; Salmoniformes; Salmonidae. The record is from RefSeq and is a predicted model, not a curated record.
UGCCUAGGGUGGAGAGCAAGCGAUAGACACGAGAGAGAGAAUGAAAAAAACUGCGUAGCGAACAGUUAGAAAGAGACCGGAGAGGUUCAUUUUCUGGGUCGUACGUACGUUGCGGAGCUUUACCUUACUUUUAUGCAAAAAGACAACUCAACUGAUCGUCCCGUCAAGGUUUGGGGUGCUCCUCUUCAUAAUAUCCUGCUAUUACAUGGUAGCAAAGACCUGAAGACAAGAGGGUGUGUAAGAUGGCAGUGUGGAUCCAGGCCCAGCAGCUCCAGGGGGAUGCGCUGCACCAGAUGCAGUCUCUCUAUGGACAGCACUUCCCCAUCGAGGUGCGCCAUUACCUGUCCCAGUGGCUCGAGGGCCAACUCUGGGAUGUGAUCGAUCUGGAGAACCCCCAGGAGGAGUUUAAGGCCAAGCGUCUGCUGGACAGCCUGAUCCAGGAGCUGCAGACCAAGGCUGAGCAUCAGGUGGGAGAGGACGGCUUCCUGCUCAAGAUCAAACUGGGACACUACGCCAGCCAGCUCAAGAGCACGUAUGACCGCUGCCCUCUGGAGCUGGUGAGAUGCAUCAAACACAUCCUGUACACGGAGCAGAGGCUAGUCCGAGAGGCCUCUAAUUCGAGCUCCCCAGUGGGCGGGAUGAUGGACAGCAUGUCCCAGAAGUAUCAGCAGAUCAACCAGGCAUUCGAGGAGCUGCGCCUGCUGACCCAGGACACAGAGAACGACCUGAGAAAGCUCCAGCACAACCAGGAGUACUUCAUCAUCCAGUACCAGGAGAGCCUCCGCAUCCAGGCCCAGUUGACCAGCCUGGCCACACUGCCCCCUGCUGACAGACAGCUGAGGGAGCCCACAUUACUGAGCAAGAGAGCCACCGUGGAGGCCUGGCUCACCCGGGAGGCCAACACACUACAGAAAUACAGACUGGACCUGGCAGAGAAGCACCAGAAGAGCCUGCAGCUGCUGAGGAAGCAGCAGACCAUUAUCCUGGAUGACGAGCUGAUCCACUGGAAGAGACGGCAACAGCUGGCCGGCAACGGGGGUCCUCCAGAGGGGGGGCUGGACAUCCUGCAGUCCUGGUGUGAGAAGUUGGCAGAGACGAUCUGGCAGAACAGGCAGCAGAUCAGGAGAGCAGAACACCUGAGACAACAGCUUCCCAUCCCCGGCCCCAUCGAGGAGCUACUGAACGACCUCAACAGCACCAUCACAGACAUCAUCUCAGCACUGGUCACCAGCACCUUUAUCAUAGAGAAGCAGCCUCCCCAGGUGCUGAAAACCCAGACCAAGUUUGUCGCCACAGUGCGUCUCCUAGUGGGCGGGAAGCUCAAUGUGCACAUGAACCCCCCGCAGGUCAAGGCCACCAUCAUCAGUGAACAGCAGGCGAAGGCCUUGCUCAAGAACGAGAACACCAGGAAUGACAGCAGUGGAGAGAUCCUUAACAACAACUGUGUGAUGGAGUACCACCAGGCCACAGGAACACUCAGCGCCAACUUCAGGAACAUGUCUUUGAAGAGGAUCAAGCGCUCGGACCGGCGAGGCGCGGAGUCUGUGACAGAGGAGAAGUUUACCAUUCUGUUUGAGUCUCAGUUUAGCGUCGGGGGUAAUGAGCUGGUUUUUCAGGUUAAGACGUUAUCACUUCCUGUGGUGGUGAUCGUCCACGGUAGCCAAGACAAUAACGCCACAGCAACAGUACUGUGGGACAACGCUUUUGCCGAACCCGGUCGAGUGCCCUUCAUAGUGCCUGAAAAGGUGCUGUGGCCCCAGCUGUGUGAGGCCCUCAACAUGAAGUACAAGGCGGAGGUGCAGAGUAACCGUGGCCUCUCAGAGGAGAACCUGGUCUUCCUGGCCCAGAAAGCCUUCAGUAGCGCUAGCAUCAACCCUGAUGACUACCGCGGCAUGACCAUGACCUGGUCCCAGUUCAACAGGGAGAGUCUGCCUGGCAGGAAUUUCACGUUCUGGCAGUGGUUUGAUGGGGUCAUGGAACUCACCAAAAAACAUCUCAAACCACACUGGAAUGAUGGGGCGAUCCUGGGAUUUGUGAACAAGCAGCAGGCCCAGGACAUGUUGAUGUCCAAACCCAACGGGACCUUCCUGCUCCGCUUCAGCGACUCUGAGAUCGGAGGGAUCACUAUCGCCUGGGUGGCUGAGAAUCCCAACAAACCAGGGGAGAGGAUGGUGUGGAACCUCAUGCCCUACACAGCCAAAGACUUCUCCAUCCGCUCUUUGGCUGACCGCAUCAGUGACCUCAACCACCUCCUGUUCCUCUACCCAGACAGACCCAAGGAUGAGGUCUUCUCCAAAUACUACACACCACCCCUGUCCAAAGCAGUGGAUGGAUACGUGAAACCGCAGAUCAAACAAGUGGUACCAGAGUUCACCACGACCAAUCCUGACCCAGCAGCAAACCCCACCUACAUGGAUCACGGAGCCUCCCCUGUUGUCAGUCACCCUCCAAACUACGGCAUAUACCCGCCUAUGAGUGACUCCAUGUUAGAUGCGGAUGGUGACUUUGACCUGGAUGACACCAUGGACGUGGCGCGACACGUUGAGGAGCUGCUGCGGCGACCGAUGGAGAGCCAAUGGAGCGGCCAGCAGUCGUGACCCUCAAUCUCUGACCCCUGACACCAACAAAAGAACCCCGCACCUUUUGACAUUUCUGAUGGUUUAAUUCCAUUAAUUUCCUCCUGUUUUAAUUCAGAUAGCUUUAAUGUGAAAUGUUAAUAAUAUUUGUGAUUGUUUUUUAGUUUUUUCUUCUCAGCAAGCAAAAUGCAUGUCAGUGACCUUUUUUCAGUUUGUCUCUGUACGUAUCUGUAAAACAGACUAGGUAUAAAUGCAAAAAACGACAAUGUUACGGUAUUGUAUAAAAAAGAAAAGUCUUUCAAUUCACGUAUGUAUUUUCAUUUGGUCAUAAUUCUAACAAAGAUUUUUAAAGAGCACUCUCUACAACCGGUAUGAAGUCAUUUAAACAGUUUGUUUAAAUGUUUUUGUUUAGUUAUUUUAUUAUUGUAAAUGGUUUAUCAACAGAGUUUUUUAAUUCAAUCCGCCCUCUGCCAAAAAAGAGAAAAACUUAAAUGAAGAAUUUGUUGUUAUUGACAACAUCAUCGGAUUUGUUGCUGAGGGUAGUUUCAAGUAGUAGUAUAAUAAUUCUGAAUCUUUACACACUAAACUCCAAGCAGAAUGGCUCUCAUUUCAUUCUCAGAGCACACUGAGUAUCUAUGUCACACACACACGCACGCACACAAGGAUGCAUCACACACACACACACAUGCACACACUGUUGCAUAACAUACAUCAGCUCCAGCUGAAACUUGGGGACUUUGGGCCCCCUCUACACUCACAGCGAUAUUUUAGUUUCCUGUAUUUGCACACAGAUGUAAUGUAAAUACAAGCAUGUAUCCAGCAUGGCCACUCAGGUCUCUGGACAGCCCAUAGAGAUAGAUAGAGGACUCAUCAUUAAUAUAACCCGUUUUUAACAUGGCCAUUGCCAUUGAGGUCUUCCACCAUUUUAAAGUUGUCAACUGGGUGGGGAUUCCUAUGGGUUGUACUACUUUAGUACCUCAACGGUGCUGCUCAUGCUGUUACACAGACGCUUUAAUGGCACAGAUACAAAGAUGAGUCCUCUAUCUAUCUCCCCUCCAUACCCCUGUAGAUGAUGUAUGUGCCAUCAACGCUACCUCUCAUUACCACUCUGUCUGUCUGUCUGUCUGUCUGUCUGUCUGUCUGUCUGUCUGUCUGUCUGUCUGUCUGUCUGUCUGUCUGUCUGUCUGUCUGUCUGUCUGUCUGUCUGUCUGUCUGUCUGUCUGUCUGUCUGUCUGUCUGUGUCUGUCCGGUGUUUUAAACAACUCAUUUGGUCAUGUCUUGUUAUUGGUUGUGACGUCUAGUGUUAACAAUCUAUUUGGGGAGCUGUUUGGAUGUGUGUAGGGGAGCUGAGGUCACUGGGGUGUGUGUGGAGGUUGGGGUUUAGUUGGGGGAUCUGUAGGAAAGUCCAUUGCUAGGACUGAUGGUAGAAGAGUCUCUAUACUGGGUCCUUAUUGGCUUAGUAUUGUGCAUCUGCUGAAGUACACUAACUACUCGAUCCAUAGCCUGAGAUGACUAGUGGAGAUCUAAUUCAACUCAUUUUACCAAUGUGGCAGAGAUGCAUUUUUUGAAGAUUUAAAGCUAAUUCCCUGCAAUGCUACCAGUUUUGCCAUGGGGUGGAGAUACAUUUUUGCAGUUCUAAAGCAAAUUUCCUGUAAUUCUACACAUUUUGCCAUUACUUAUGUCAUGUUAAUGAUAUCUGAGUGAGUGUGACUAGCUAGACUAACUUGCCACUGUAAGCUGUUAGCUGACAUGGCUAAUUAAGUGACUGUCAGUGACAAAACAGGAGAAAAACGUCUGAUGCACAACCACAUUUCGAACCUUCACCUUCUAACUUUCAACAGUAAAUUUAGACCCCAACUGAGUUUUUUUUAAAACGGCCCGGACCCUAAGCGACCGCUUAUAUCGCUAAUGUCUUGAGCCAGCCCUGAUGGUACUCCUGUCUGUCUAUCUCUGCCUGUUUUUUCUCUCUCUGUCUAUCUCUGUCCGUAAGCCUGUCUCCUGUUUUCUGUUAUUACUGAUCACUGUUGCUAAAUCUGCAUGUGCAUGUCUGUCUCUGUGUGAUAUAACAUAAAACAUCAACUGACAACCUGAGGUACAGAUAUAUAGCUAUGUGUGCAGACAAUAUGAGGCGCUUGAACACUUGACUCAUCAGUCCUGAGCAUGAAGGCCAUUGCUACCAUAAAGUUUGGGAUAUUUUGGCACUGGCUCACUCCCUGUCUUUCAUCCAAGAUGUUGUAGUGGGUCUGUCUCCAUAUAGUCCCAGCAGGAUUCGUCUGCCAUAGUACACCUUAGCUACCGCAGUUUAACAAAGCAUCUAACGAUAGAUCCACUUGUUGCCGUGGCUACGCUGUUCUCCCCCCACACUCCCCCCACAUACACACACACACACACACUUCUGAACCAUUGGGCAAUAUCAUGACGACAGCAACACCACACAACCCCCACAGUCAUAUUACACACACACACACACAAACACACACACACACACACACACACGACCCAUCCCCUCUAUUCAUAAGCUCUGCCCUCUCAGGAAUGAAGCCCUAUGCUUGGUUGAUGUAUCAUAAAAUGAAAAAAAGACAAAUAGAGUCUCUGUCUAUCAGUGGAGGCUGGUGGGAGGAGCUAUAGGAGGAUGGGCUUAUUGUAAUGGCUGGAAUGGAAUUAAUGGAACGGAGUCAAACAUGUUGUUUCCAUAUGUUCGAUGUGUUUUGAUACAGUUCCAUUGAUUCCGUUUCAGCCCUUACAAUGAGCCCAUCCUCCUAUAGCUCCUCCCACCAGCCUCCUCUGCUAUCUAUAUACAGCAUAUAUGAAUUUAUUUUCUGUACCAUAAUUCUAUUUUAUUACGGUAUACUGUAUGUCUGUGGCACGCCCCUCUGAAUGUAAUCCCAUUGCAUGACCUGAGGAGGGUGUACGUAUAACAUGGCAGCCACUGCAACCUCUUAGGUUUCAUCAGAAGUUUCUGAAAAAAGCCAUAUUGCAAAACAGGAAUCAGAAGAAUGUUGCUUUUGUGUUUGUCCAGCUGACAUUAUUUAGUCUUUUCCUAUCUUUGUUUCUUUCAUUUUUCCCGGUCAAAACAGCUAGUUUUUUCUUUUGUAGUUCUUGAUUUCACUGAUGUUUUUUGAAGAGUCAAAGCUACAUGGGAAUUCUUGUGACGUUUCAUUUAAAAAAAACAUUAUUCUAAUCAUUUCAAACUUGGAUCUUUGCUUCACCUUAGUUAAUCUAUGUACUCUGGAAGCUGUAUAUGAGGCUGUGUUCUGUUCAGUGUUAGUUCCACGUUUGUGGUUGGGUUUUAGCACUUCGGUUGUGUUUAAAAAAAAAAAAAUGCAAUUGAAGAAGAAAGUUUUAUAAAUAAUUUCAACAGUAACAUGUAUAAUGAAAAAUAAGUUGUGACUGAAUAAAUGUAAUGGUUUAUUUGUUCACA